Messenger RNA from Neofelis nebulosa (Clouded leopard), 1253 nucleotides. It is a transcript of the gene TFB1M, whose product is annotated as transcription factor B1, mitochondrial. The record is from RefSeq and is a predicted model, not a curated record. NCBI's taxonomy places the organism in Eukaryota, Metazoa, Chordata, Mammalia, Carnivora, Felidae. Gene Ontology annotation, cellular component: mitochondrial matrix. The transcript is spliced from 7 exons. Gene Ontology annotation, biological process: rRNA methylation; transcription initiation at mitochondrial promoter. Gene Ontology annotation, molecular function: mitochondrial transcription factor activity; rRNA (adenine-N6,N6-)-dimethyltransferase activity. Bases 104 to 1141 code for a protein of 345 amino acids.
CUUAACGCUCCCAGACUCCCGCCACCUCCCUCUCCCCUCCCCGACGAUUUAAGAACAGCGUGAAAAAACUAGCCAAGCGGCUUGGGUGGUUUCGCGGGGCCUUAUGGCUGCUUCUGGGACACUGAGCACUUUCCGCCUUCCGCCGUUGCCCACGAUUCGAGAAAUCAUUAAGUUGUUCAGGCUGCAAGCGGUGAAGCAGCUAUCCCAGAAUUUUCUCCUGGACUUGAGGCUGACAGAUAAAAUUGUAAGGAAAGCUGGUGAUCUGACAAAUGCUUAUGUUUAUGAAGUGGGCCCUGGGCCAGGGGGAAUCACAAGAUCCAUUCUCAAUGCCAAUGUUACUGAACUUCUGGUGGUUGAAAAGGAUAGUCGAUUUAUUCCUGGAUUACAGAUGCUUUCCGAUGCAGCACCUGGAAAACUGAGAAUUGUCCAUGGUGAUGUGUUGACAUAUAAGAUAGAAAGGGCUUUUCCAGAAAGUCUUAAAAGACGGUGGGAAGAUGAUCCUCCAAAUGUACAUAUUAUUGGAAAUCUGCCUUUUAGCGUAUCAACUCCACUGAUUAUCAAGUGGCUUGAAAAUGUUUCUUGUAAAGAUGGACCUUUUGUUUAUGGCAGAACCCAGAUGACAUUGACUUUUCAAAAGGAAGUGGCAGAGAGACUUACAGCCAGUACAGGAAGCAAACAGCGCAGUCGCCUUUCUGUUAUGGCCCAGUACCUCUGCAACGUUCAGCACAUCUUGACCAUUCCGGGUCGGGCUUUUGUCCCUAAACCAGAGGUGGACGUGGGCGUGGUGCACUUCACGCCCCUGACGCGGCCCAGGAUAGAGCAGCCAUUCAAGCUGGUGGAGAGAGUCGUGCAGAACGCAUUUCAGUUCCGAAGGAAAUACUGCUAUCGAGGCCUGGGGAUGUUAUUCCCUGAAGUUCAGCGCGUGGAAAGCACUGAGAAACUGUUAGAGUUGGCGGACGUGGACCCUACCCUUCGACCCAGCCAGCUCUCUGUCUCCCAUUUUAAGAGCCUCUGUGAUGUGUACCGGAAAAUGUGUGAUGAAGACCCACACCUCUUUACUUAUAAUUUCAGAGAAGAACUCAAGCAAAAUAAAAGCAAAAAUCAGGAAAGAGAGAACGACAAGGAGAGAUCCCGACGGUAGCUGCCACCUCGGUGGCAAGCAGCUUUUGUGGAUGUUGGUUUUCCCGAAGUUGAGCUGCUCAGAGGUACACUCUUUGGUCCACUAUGGAAGGACAAUAAAAAUACGAUGACCA